AUGCAGCGCGAUUGGAGUGCACGUAUCGAGAAGGUUCCAGUGCAAAGUAGACCGUAUAAAGCCGGAGAAGUCCCUAGAGAGGAAGUCGUUAAUAUUUCAAAAUCACAACAAGAUAGUGAUUUUGAUAGCCAAACAGUCGAAAAAGAGUAUCCCCAUCUCUUUAAACCACUAGAUAGUGAGAUAACAACUCCUAUCUUAGUUCCUAUGCACUCUACUUGGUUUAAUCCCCAACGCAUUCAUGAUAUAGAAAGAAGAACCUUUAAGUUAGAAGGAGAAGAAGAACAAAACAAGUACAUGGAGAUAAGAAAUAAGAUCUUUAAUAUCUUUCAAAAGAACUCAGAUAUGCAUUUAACAAUUACUCUCUGUCGUAAAAAUCUUAUCGCUGAUAUCUCAGAAAUCAUAAGAAUUCAUUCUUUUCUAGAACAUUGGGGUUUAAUUAACUACAAGAUAGGAGUUAAAAGAGAUAUGGCUGGUAUGUUAUCUAAAAUCAAAGAUCAAGGCGUUGCUUUAAAUGAUAUCAAUUUAGGUUUAGGUUUAGGUGAUGUAAAUAUUAAGUUGGCUAGUAAUAGUAGUAAUGAUUUAGAUAAGACUGAUUUAGGAGAUAAUUCAGAUAAGUCUGAAUUAGAUAAGAAUAAUCAAAUCAAAAACAAAAACAAAAAUUUAGAUAGUGAUAAUAAUUUAUUAGUAGUUGGUGAGUCUAAUCUUAGUCCAGCAGGUAUUCUGCCUAGUCUUACUAAGAGUCCAGUCGAUCCUUUAAGAGAUAUGUCUAAGACUCAUCAUGUUCAAAGUAGUGGGCCAAGGAUUACUAGUAUUCCUAGUGCAGUUGAGUGCACUGAGUGCCAUAAAUCUAUGAAUGGUUUAAGUGGUGAAGAUAAGAUUUAUUUUGCUGAUAAGGAAAGAAUUAUCUUAUGUAAAAGUUGUUUUGAUUUAGGGAGAUAUCCUAGUAAUUUCUCCUACACUAACUUUCACUUGCUAGAAGCAGGGGUUAUUAGACAGAUUUGGACGCCCGAGGAAGAGAUGCUUUUACUAGAAGGAAUUGAAGGGUACAAAGAUAACUGGAAGGCCGUAGCAGCUCAUGUUAAGACUAAAACAGUUGAACAAUGUGUUUUACACUUUCUAAAGAUGGGCAUUCAAGAUCCAUUGAUUGAAAUGGAAGCUAUCUCGUUUAUUGAAAGUAAAGUCCUCUUUAACUAUACGCUUAAUCCGGUUAUGUCUACAGUGGCUUUCUUAGCUAGUGUAGUGCAUCCAGGUGUAGCUAGUGCAGCAGCUAAGGCGGCGGCUGAGGAGAUACAGAGAUUAGCUGGAGAGAAGCAAGAUCAAGUAGAGGAAGCACCUUGGCUUAAUGAUAGGUUGAAUGAGAUAGCAGCUGUGGCCUUAUCUGCCUGUCUUAGUCGGGCGGAGGAGCAGAAGAGUUUAGAGGAGGGGAAGAAGGAGCGGUUAUUGGAGUUAUUGGUGGAAAGUGAGUUAAAAAGGAUUGAGCAUAAGAUAGCUGAAUUUACUGAACUAUCUAAUACAUUGAAGAAGGAAAGAAGUGAUUUAGAAAAGAUGCGUGAAACAUAUCGUAAAGCUCAUUUUGAAGCCCGGAAAGAGAUAUCAGAGAUUGUAUCUAAAGUAAGAAAGAUAUGUGAAGAGACGGGUCGUAACUUCGAAGAGAUCUUCUUUAAAGAGCAGUAA
Molecule: messenger RNA, 1674 nt
Organism: Nematocida homosporus
Lineage: Eukaryota; Fungi; Microsporidia
Product: SWI/SNF related-matrix-associated actin-dependent regulator of chromatin subfamily C
Exons: 1
Coding region: 1-1674 (557 amino acids)
Biological process (GO): positive regulation of DNA-templated transcription
Cellular component (GO): SWI/SNF complex
Molecular function (GO): DNA binding; histone binding
Source: RefSeq, a predicted model, not a curated record